AUGGGCGACAAGUUUGAUAUGCGGCUACUGAAGCGGUCUUUGGGCGAGACGAGAAGGAGCCGAUCCAUUAAAACUCUAUAUGGGGACAAAGCAUGGGUUGAGGAUUUAGAUAUCGUCAAUGAGCUUGGGGCUCACACCGGCUGCGUCAAUGCCCUUUGUUGGUCGACAAGUGGCAACCUUCUGGCUUCUGGCUCCGACGAUACCUAUCUCAACAUCUGGAACUACAAUCCACCCGGAGGUGCAAAACCUUUCUCGCUGAACACAAGUGUCAGCACCGGUCACCGUGCCAACAUCUUCUCGGUCAAGUUCAUGCCCCACUCGGGCGACCACACCGUGGUCACUUGUGCCGGAGACUCCGAGGUCCGUGUCUUCGAUCUGGAAUACGGUGGUGCUGCAAGCCAGAGCAGUUCGAGCGAUGCAAGCACAAGAAGUCGGAGACUCAACAGCUUCUUUCGGGACGCGAGGUGGCUGAAUGAAGGGAAUACAAACUGUCGGGUGUAUCGAAGCCAUGCAGAUCGCGCGAAGAGAAUCGUGACCGAGUCCAGCCCAUACCUGUUUUUGACAUGCUCCGAGGAUGGCGAAGUCCGUCAAUGGGAUCUCAGGCAGCCGUCAUCAGCAUAUCCUGCUCCCCGUGGAGGUCGUGGCUUCGCGCGACGUCACGCGGGAACCGAGAGCGACAGCGACGACGCACCCCCUCCCCUCAUCUCCUACAGGAGAUACGCCCUAGAUUUGAAUAGCAUCUCCUGCGCGCCCAGUCAGCCACAGUACAUUGCGCUUGGUGGGGCUCAUCUUCAUUGUUUCUUGCACGACAGGCGCAUGCUCGGUCGAGACCUGGACGCUGAGAAGGGUCAGCCUGCUACUCGCAGACCUGCCGUCGGGACUUUCGAAGACGAGGCCAUGGCUGAAGCCACCAGGUGUGUCCGACGAUUUGCCCCAAACAACAAGCGCAAGAUGGGACCUAAUGAUCAUGGUCACAUCACGGCCUGCAAAAUCAGUGACGCCAAUCCCAAUGAUCUGGUGGCCUCUUGGUCCGGAGAUCAUAUCUACAGCUUUGAUAUCGUCAAAUCCCCUGAUGCGAGGGAAGCUGAUGCUCGAGCCGACGACGAGUUUCAGGCCAGUCGGCUCAGAAACCGCUCGGACCGCAAGAGGAAGAGGGGGAAGCCGAAUGCUUCCUCCAGCAGUCUUGGUGAUUCGGCCAAUCCUAGCAGACGUCUACGGAGGGUUCCGGAUGAUCGCUCAGAAGAGGGUCACACUGUGCUCCUGGCGAGGUUUGCCGACGGAGACACUGAGACGAUCCCCUUCCCUCCCAGAAUGUCCGAGCCUGCGGCUGAAUCACCCUCAGCUCAUGAGCUCUUGCUUUCAGAAGCUCAAAGAUCGAGUGAACGAGUGGCAAGAUCACUCAUCCAGCUCCGCAAAACCUUGUUCGAUUUCUCUGCCUCGUUGAGCGCCGAUGCUUCUACAUCCAUGGAGGAAUCUCCAGACCUAACUCCCCAUACAGCAGCGUUUACUAGUGCCCUUGGCCAGUGUGCUUCGCUACUCCCUCAAAUGGAUGAUAUCAUCCGCACGUGGUCCUAUCCAAUCAACCCGAGUGAGGAAGAUGUUACUCUACAAAACGCGUUGAGGAGAAAUCGACAGUCGAGCUGGCGUUUUGUGCAAGCGGCUGGCUGCUUAGCGCGAGCCCUUGGUGGUCGUUUGCAGAGUCUCAGUUCUGGCCCAGACGUCCGGCUUGCGCAAUUCGAUCAGAUCAAGCCUGCUGCUCACGAAGGUAAGAACAUCCGCAAGGAGUCGAGGUUUUGUUACGACUUCCUGAAGGCGAUUCUGCUAUGGUUAGAUGGUGGGCAAUCAGCAGUCCUGCAAGGAUUCAAGCGGCCACCUAAUGUGAGUGCCGAGAGUCCUCGAUUCCCUCUCGAUCAAGAGGACACCGUACAAAACUUUGUCCCCAAAUUGGAAGCCUAUCUAUUGGACGUUGCAGAUGACGAGACGCCGAUCGUGGACCUCGAUACAAACCGUUUCGAGCGAGAUGAGACUCGUCUUGUCUUUCAGAGUCAGAAAUCAGCUGUACUAGCGUUCACGAGAGCCCUCGGCAGUAUUGAGUUAGUGGCCAGCCAAGGUAUGUCUGAGACUCGGGCCGACCCUUCGAGCCCCAGUACGACAAUACGUGUGAUGGACAAGGGUGCGGCGGCGAGAUUCUGGGGGGUCAAAGUAGGCCGCUCACUGCUCAUGCGUGCUGCGGAAGGGGUCACCUUCGACUUUGUAAAUCGAGCAUUUGGGGGAUUGAGACUCCAAUUGGCCAGUUCGGACAUGGGAGAUGAACGGUCACAAGAAGAAGUUGACCUGGACGAAGAGGAACGAAUCGUUGAAGCUAUCGAUAUUGUGAGAACUACAGCCGUAUCUGACAUACCAGGCGGAUCGACCUAUGGAGAUGCUCAGCCAGAAGAAUCAUCGACGGGAUCUCCCCAAACUGCUCGUGAGACCACCGGAGGAUCCAGUCAGGCGGAUGUUGAAAUGAGCACACCCCUUACCGUCCAUAUCGAGGAUGCAGACGAAGACGAACAUGGUCAAGUUCCGGAUGCAGAUGAACACGAAGACAACAACGAAAACGAAGAUUCUGAAUCAGAGGGUACAGGAUCCGAUGAGGAUGACUUCUGGGAAGAGGCUUCGGGAAGCAUCCUCUUCCGAAGACGGCUGGGGUCUGCGAGAUCUCGUGAGCGAGCGUCCGUGAACCUUCAAGUCCCCUAUUCGUCUCAUACCAAGGUCUACAAGGGUCAUUGCAAUACGCGUACUGUCAAGGAUGUGAAUUACUAUGGUCUAAAUGAUGAGUACGUUGUCAGCGGUUCGGACGACGGGCAUUUCUUUAUUUGGGAUAGAAAGACUUGCAAGAUUCUGAAUAUCUUAGAAGGAGACGGCGAGGUUGUCAAUGUGGUUCAGGGUCAUCCAUAUGAGCCUAUGAUUGCCUGCAGCGGCAUUGACAGCACGGUCAAAAUCUUCGGGCCUGGAGGCGAUAGUCGGGAACGCGAGGCGGCAGAGAAAGGAAUCGACAUUGCCAAUCCCGGAGGAAGUGUGCAUUCCUCGCUCAGAUUUGGGGACACCGCCAGGGCCACGCCAUCCAGGGGACUCAGAAGCCGGCGGGCCAUGCACCGCAGCUACGAGAUUACUAGUCAGAACGAUGCGGAACGGAGGCGCAGCGCGGGAGACACCUUGGUCACGGAGGGGAUGCUCGCUAGAUUCGCACUGGCACUUCAGCGGGGCCAUAUACAAGCGAUUGGAGGGCCAGGCUUUGAAGGGACAGGCGGCACUAUAGUGGUGGAUGACAAUUGUUCUGUCAUGUGA
This is a messenger RNA of Cladophialophora psammophila CBS 110553, 3330 nucleotides long. RefSeq lists its product as uncharacterized. Gene Ontology annotation, molecular function: protein binding. The transcript is spliced from 5 exons. Gene Ontology annotation, cellular component: Cul4-RING E3 ubiquitin ligase complex; cytoplasm. The record is from RefSeq and is a predicted model, not a curated record. Gene Ontology annotation, biological process: negative regulation of fatty acid biosynthetic process. Lineage: Eukaryota; Fungi; Ascomycota; Eurotiomycetes; Chaetothyriales; Herpotrichiellaceae. Bases 1 to 3330 code for a protein of 1109 amino acids.